Penicillium nucicola is the source of this 2547-nucleotide messenger RNA. Its product is annotated as Sin1 family protein. Bases 1 to 2547 code for a protein of 848 amino acids. Gene Ontology annotation, cellular component: cytoplasm; TORC2 complex; plasma membrane. Gene Ontology annotation, biological process: TORC2 signaling. Lineage: Eukaryota; Fungi; Ascomycota; Eurotiomycetes; Eurotiales; Aspergillaceae. Gene Ontology annotation, molecular function: phosphatidylinositol-4,5-bisphosphate binding. The transcript is spliced from 3 exons. The record is from RefSeq and is a predicted model, not a curated record.
AUGUCUCUCCUUCACAACGAAGACUUUGCGAUAUGGCAAUUACGCUCUUCAUAUCUCUCGACAAUCAAAGAUGGAAUCGGAGACCGACUCAUUACUGUCAAUGACUCUGUUCUGAACACGCCUGGCUUCCGUGCCGCGGGCUGGUCAACGACCGCGUACCCCAACACACACAGCUCCUCGAGCCUGAGACGCUCAUACUCCCCACCAAUCCCAACUACGGCAAAUGUUUCUUCCGAAUACUACAGACUUGCGGAGCGAAACGCCAAACCCGCACGAGACGACGUUCAAGGCCUCGGGUUAGAGGAUGGUGAGGACGAUGGUGGGAUGGUGACCGGCAAAAGCCACGCGGAUACGACUGGGCGACGACAUCAUGCGCGCGUAGGAAAGAAGAAGAGUCGACGCGAAAGGCAACAAGAGGCCCAGAGGCAGGCAGAAGCCGAGGACGACGACAGCAGUGAUCUAAGCGACGACAGCGAUGAUGACGGGGAUAACGUUGGCAGUGCUGUCGAUCAAAUCAAGUUCAACAAAAUGCCCAUUCGCCGAGAUCGCGCCGAUUCCUCCCCCAGGCGCUCUGAAGACCAGCGUGAUCGACCAGAGGUGAUGAUCACAUCCCCCUCAACACAAAAUGUUGCAAACCAAUACCGCGCACCAACCCGCCCUCGAAGAGACACAACUACCAGCAGUGAUCUAUCCACGGACAAUGAAGCGGACUCGCGAGGCUACAAACCGGGACAGGUCCAAUUUUCCGGCAGUGAUCAUAUUAUGGAGCCCACUCGUAGGCGACGUGAGCGGACUGGGAGUCGAGGAGCAGAGAGCAUAGCCCUUGGAGAACUUCACGAAGAAGACGAGGAUUCGGGCGCUGAGUCCGUUGGGUCUGCGCUCUCAUCUGACUUUGAUAACACAGCUGGUUCUGGUUCCCUACUGCUGGCCGGUGUCGCAGAUGGCCUAAACGCAUCAUCCCCCAUGGUGUUGAUGAACAAACUACCCCCUGGAACUGGGCCUCAGAACACUUCACCACGAAAACCCAAACCGCUUGCUCCUGCAUUGCAACGACUUCCUCCCCCGCGUCCUAUCAGUAUGAUACAGCCGGUUAGUUUACUGACUAGUCAGCUCAAGUCCCGCAAGCGUGCGCCAAGCAACCCCGUGGAGAAGUUUAUGGUGCUAUAUGGGCAAGGCCAGGAGGAUCCGUUGUAUCUGAAGAUCUACGUUCCUUUUGCAAGUGACCCUGAAGAAGUGCUAGACAUGCCAAUUUUGCGCGAAUCCAAGCUUGCAGAACAGCCCGCUCUCGUUACUGUUGCCGAGACUAUCGGCCUUGCACUGUGGAAGUAUUCCGCAGACUCUCGUGGUCCGGCGAUCGAGCGCGAAAAGCUAUCUGUUAAUCGAUGGACUCUACGGAUGGUCGAGGAUGGAGAAGUCGAAUUUGAUUUCCCAGCACUUGGGCGGGCACUUCCUAUGUCGGAUUUUACGUCCAACAACAACAGCAAGUCCGGAAAAUCACGAGCACGGUCAAGAGGCAAGCCGUAUGACGAAUUUGCAUUGGUGGAGGCUUCAAUGGCCGAGUUCGAGAAUAACGAACGGCUAUUCCCCCAUUUCAGUGCCGCCGUUGGACCAGAUGAAAGUGAACAACCGGCAACACUCGCAGUGCCUGGGGCACAAACCCCCGGGACGCAAACGCCUAACCAGCCUACCUCAGCCCGCCCAAAUCCUAUUUUAGGCCAACCAUUUUCUUCCGCGCUCAAUCACAGCACUCUUACUCCUGCUGAUCGGCCUGUGGUACCCGUCUCCCAUGCUACCCCCCGUCUUGGUGUUUCCAAGACCUUGAAGAUUCGUUUCAUCAACACGGAGGCCUCCGCGCAUGUCAUGACCCUCAAUACGUCUACCGACAGCUACAUCGCGGAGAUCUUGGACACUGUCUGCAAGCGCUGGGGGCAAGACAAGGGCAACUAUCUGCUCAAAGUGAUGGGUUCCAACACAAUUGCACCGCUGGACCGCACCGUCGAGGCAUUAGGCAGCAUAACAGAGCUUGAUCUUGUGCGUCGUCGCUUCGGUGGUGGUCCUCUGGCAUUAGGAACAUCACCCGGUAGCUCAUCACCAAAUGCACCCCUGAUGGUAGAAACUUCCGACCCAGCCGCCUCCAAGAAGGGCAAGAAAGAAGCGAAAAAGGGCACUCAGCGCAUGCUGCCCUCAUCUUCCCAGAAACAAGACCAUCUUGGUGGCUACUACCGUCGCUACCACGUAUUCCGCAAGCAACCCAUGUCAUUCACAGCAUCCAACCACCGAAUCCUCACAUUCGAAAAUGACUAUAUGCACAUCGUCCCAGGGGACACAGGCAAAACAGCCUCUGGCGGCAAGACACGCUCAAUCAGUUUCAGUGAUGUGAUCGGCUCAAAGGUUAGUCGCCGGCAUCCCAAGAGCUUCAGAGUUAUGAUCGUCCGUGGCAACGAUGCUACAGAACAGAAGCGGUAUGACUUUGAGGCUAGGAGUACCGGCGAAGCCGUAGAGAUCGUGGAUGAGAUCAAGAAAAACAUGGCACAUUAUCGUAUUUGA